Molecule: messenger RNA, 2911 nt
Organism: Neltuma alba
Lineage: Eukaryota; Viridiplantae; Streptophyta; Magnoliopsida; Fabales; Fabaceae
Product: transcription factor PIF3
Exons: 9
Coding region: 281-2512 (743 amino acids)
Biological process (GO): regulation of DNA-templated transcription
Molecular function (GO): protein dimerization activity; DNA-binding transcription factor activity
Source: RefSeq, a predicted model, not a curated record
UCACAGUCACAGGUGCUGCUACAGCUAAAGACGGCUAUGGGCUGCCCCUGUUGAGUGAACGAUAGAUAGAAUAGAACUGCCGAUCAGGACCAGGGAAGGACUCUCAAGUCUGUGUUCUCCGGCGCUUCCAAGCAAUCUAUCGUCGAGUGUUCAUUCCUUUCAUUAUUCUUCGGCUUCCGAAAGUUUCCGAGCCAAUAUAGGAUGUCGAAAGCAACAAGUACCAAGUACCUAAAAGUGAGGAGGCAUUUCUGAGUAUUACUCUGUGCUUCCAUCAGUCAUCAUGCCUCUUUACGAGUUAUACAGAAUGACUAAAGCGAAGCUUGAUUCUAUGGAGAAAGACAACACAUGUGCAACCGAUCAAUCAUCCGCACUGGAGAAUGACUUUUUCGAGCUGGUUUGGGAAAAUGGUCAGAUUUCGAUGCAGGGUAAGUCAAGCAGAGCAAGAAAGAGCCCAAUACAUAAGAGUCUUCCAUCUCACAGCUUACCAUCUCACAGUCCAAGGACUCGAGAUAAAGAUGUAGGAUUUGGUGUCGAUACAAGGAUGGGUAAGUUAGGGGAUUUAGACUCUGGAUUAAAUGAAAUUCCAUUACCUGUUCCUUCGGAUGAAAUGAAUUUGAGUCAAGAUGAAGACAUGAUAUCUUGGUUGAAUUAUCCAAUGGGAGACUCUCUGCAACAUGAAUAUAGUUUUGAUUUCACGCGUGAUGUAUCUGGGGUCACCGUGAACGAGUUCCCAGCUGCCUCAAAUAAUUUUGCUCUGAUAGAUAAAAGAAGUAACGGCAAUCAGAUAUGUAAGGACUCUCACAAAAGUCCUAUGCCUGGGGUCUCAAAUUCAGAACAAGCAAAUCUCACCAAGGGGUCCUCAACUGGAGAAGUUGAGACUAGUGGGCUGAAAGGAAACAACAGCCAGUUAUACCAACCAUCAUCGCAGCAAUGUCAAACAUCAUUUGCACCUAUUAGAUCCAAAAUAUCGGAUAUCACUGAAAAUAAUACAAGUAAUGCAAUACUGCAAGCACCUUGCGGGGAAAUCACUCAAAUUCCAUCUUCCUCUAAUGGUUUUUGUAGCCUAAAUAUGCAGAAACAAGAUCCUUUAUGUCCUAGGAAUAGUUCUAACAUGAUGAAUUUCUCCCAUUUUGCGAGACCUGCUGCCAUUGUGAGAGCUAAUCUUCAGAGCAUCAGUAUGAUGUCUGGUUUGUCUUCAGCAAGGUCAGAAAGCCUGGGAACUAGGAAAAAAGAUAUCGAUGCAAGCAGCAGCAACCCUCCUGAAUCAACACUCGUUGAUUUAAAUAAUCAAAAGAACUGCCAAAAGCUAGACCCAUCAAAGUCUGAGUUGAAACCAGCCAAUCCAAAAUCUCUCGGACAGAAGGCUGAUUUUGCAAAGCAGUUUGAUCCUGCCUGCAAAGAGGAUGAUGCAUUUAAGGAUGAUCAAAUUUCCAAACAGGUUCCCACAGAAAGUGGCACUAAAGGACUAUCGGCUGUUGAGAAAACCAUUAACGCUGAAGUAGCCUCUUCCUCCAUUUGCUCAGGAAAUGCUAUGAAGAGAGGUUCAGAUGAUGCAAAUAAGAAUUUGAAGCGAAAAAGUCAAGAUACUGAGGACUCUGAGUGUCAAAGUGAAGAAGUUGAGGAAGAAUCAGUGGACAUUAAGAAGGCAGCUCCUCCCCGAGGUACAAGUUCUAAGAGAAGUCGUGCAGCUGAAGUGCAUAAUCUCUCUGAAAGGAGACGAAGAGACAGGAUCAAUGAGAAGAUGCGGGCAUUACAAGAACUCAUCCCAAAUUGCAAUAAGGUGGAUAAAGCAUCGAUGCUGGAUGAGGCAAUUGAGUAUCUUAAAACCCUUCAACUCCAAGUCCAAAUUAUGUCGAUGGGAGCUGGUUUAUACGCAUCUCCAAAUCCAAUGAUGUUACACCCAGGAAUGCAGCACAUGCAGACACCACACAUGGCUUCAUUCUCACCUAUAGGAAUCGGCAUGCAAAUGGGUUUAGGAAUGGGUUAUGGGAUGGGCUUCCCUGACAUGAAUAGUGGAUCCCCUAGAUUCCCAAUGGUACAGGUGCCUCAAAUGCAAGGAACUCAUUUCCCUGUUUUACCUAUGCCUGGCCCCUCUGCUGCUUUACAUGGGAUGCCAACAUCAAGUCCUCAAGCAUUCGGAUUUCCUGGUCCGGGAAUUUACAUGCCAAUGCCAAAUGCUCCAAGAGUUUCUAUGCCAGGAGGGCCCCUUAUGAACCCUUCAACUUCAGGACAAAACGCCUUUGGAGCUGCAGGACCUGGGGAAACUGCUGAUUCGGCUUCACCCUCUAGCUUAAAGGAUCCUAUGCCGAACGUGAAUUCACAAGUUAUGCCAGGCUCAGGUGGCAGUAACUCCACAAUGCAGAUGUCCACUCAGUGUGAAGCGACGAACGUUGAAACUGAUCAGAGAGCACUAGUGCGUACUGGCGGGCAUACCUCUAGUAUUAAUGACAGUGGAGCUACUAACCCUAGCAAAGAACAUGACCAUGUCAUUAGUAAAUCUUGUAAGGACUGACGCUAAGAUCGUGGGUUACUGAACUCUUGCACAACCAUAUAGGAUAUCUGUGAGUCACCAAGGAUGACCCUCUAGAAUCUUAGUUAACGGACUUUAGGAUGACAAAAAUACAAAUUUUGGCAUUAUGGGUGAGGACACUUAUUUGUACAUUCAUUUGGUGACCUUCCGUUUAAUCAGUGUCAAAAAUUCAAAUUCUGCGUAGAAAUAUGCGCUAAAAUAUCUUAUUCAUAUUUCUCCUUGUGAUUCUUUGUAUCAAUGAAAUAAUGAUAGUUAUCAUCGACCACGGCGAUCUUUGGUUUCCCCUUCCUAGCUCUAGAAAGUAGAAACACAGGUAAAUAAAGGUUAUUCUAGUGUGUAUGGCAAAUACUUACUGAAGAUUUGCUUUCUUUCAUGCGUUUA